Molecule: messenger RNA, 339 nt
Organism: Cotesia congregata
Lineage: Eukaryota; Metazoa; Arthropoda; Insecta; Hymenoptera; Braconidae
Source: the annotation of a GenBank genome assembly
AUGAUACUUGCAAAAGGCGUAGCAGGCGAUCGAGGCUCCAGGAGUGAAUGUCUUCGGAGAGUGUUGCUGGACAUGCCGAACAUAAUAGAGCUGAAGAACGGGCCACACAGCGCGUACUGGAACACUUUGAAUUUGUUCGCGUAUCGAACUUACAAAGAGUACCUGGAGAACAAGGACAAUUUGUUGGAGCUUACUCCGACCCAGAAGAAGAAGCUCCAGCACUUGACCAUCGUUACAUUGGCUGAAAAGUCCAAAUGUAUUCCAUACUCGGUUCUGCUUACGGAACUCGGGAUUGAUAAUGUUAGAGAGCUCGAGGAUCUUAUUAUUGAAGCUGUCUAA